Macrobrachium nipponense is the source of this 4326-nucleotide messenger RNA. Its product is annotated as galactoside alpha-(1,2)-fucosyltransferase 2-like. The coding region runs from base 434 to 1480 and encodes 348 amino acids. The record is from RefSeq and is a predicted model, not a curated record. Gene Ontology annotation, biological process: carbohydrate metabolic process. Gene Ontology annotation, cellular component: membrane. Gene Ontology annotation, molecular function: galactoside 2-alpha-L-fucosyltransferase activity. The transcript has 4 exons. Lineage: Eukaryota; Metazoa; Arthropoda; Malacostraca; Decapoda; Palaemonidae.
GCCUAACAUAUUACGAAUGUCAUCAUCGUUUCAGCAAACUAACGUAUUACGAAUAUCAUCAACAUCAUCAAAGAACCCCUGGAACUCAACUGGGGAAAAGAGAGCGGCAUCCACGCCCCACCGACAACCAAUUAACGUGUCGGCAAACGUCUAAACAAAAUGUGUGCCAAGUGGUGGCGUUCGUCGCGUUUCUCUUGCAUGCGUGGCAGCUCACGACUGCCAUCACGCCAUGUGUGUGAAGGCACAAAGGUAGACUGCCACGUAUAACUAGAGUGGCACACUCACAGAUACUUAGACUAUCUACUUAGGUGUGGUUAGCCGAUCGUGGUGGCUCUUAGCCAGUUUGAAAGAAGGGCAUAGAGCUAUCAGCCUAAUCCUAACAAGAACUCCGUUAACGCUAAAAGAUGUGACAGCUCCAGGCCAGAGGGUAAAGAUGGUUCUUUCUCGACAAAAAUUCUAUACAAUACUCUUGGCAACGGUACUCUGUUCACUAGGGUAUUUGACGUGGGUGAAGAAUCUGCCAUCGAUUUUGACCAACACUCUGAAGAGAGGUCAAGAACAGGAAAAUGCGGUAGGUGACGAGAGCUGGCUCAAAGGACCCAUAGAGGCCGACGAUCCGAGGCUCCUGAAGGUGAUCAGAGAUAGGUAUUUGAUCCCACCGUCGACUCUUCCUUACAAUCUGUCGUCGCCUGAGGAAACGAGAAGAUACUACCCCUCAAGUAAUGUCUCCAGUUUCCACUUCAUUGAUUACAACGUCAAAUAUUUCUUUGGGGACCAGAAGACGGGCGUCUUCCUCGACUCGGGGGCUCUCGAGGGCGACAUCUUCUCGAACUCCCUUUGGCUGGAAAAAGAACGAGGAUGGACCGGUAUCCUGGUGGAGGUCGACCCCAACAAUUUCCGUCACCUUGUACAGAAGAGGAGGAAGUCCUGGCUCUCCAAUACUUGUAUUGCGAGGGGCCCGUACCCUCAGCAGGUCAACUUCGAGUUCUUGGAUGGCCCUCCCACCCAUGGUAUGCUGUGGGUUUAUCGCUCUAACUCUAGAGCAAUAGAUUCGCCCUUCUUCGGCGGCCAGGACCACUGGAGCAAAACCGCCAAUAAGACUUACAAAGUGAUGCAGUGUCUCCCUUUAGCUUCUUACUUCUUGGCCCUGAACCUCAAAACACUGGACUUCCUGUCCCUCGACAUCCAGGGCUUUGAGGCGGAUAUUCUUCGUUCGAUUCCCUACGACAAAGUCAAAGUGAGACUCAUGGCUGUGGAAUAUUAUUACGAGGAAGAUGACGGUCGUCUCAGCGGUGGUAAAGUUGACCCUAAACUUGUCAGAUUUAUGGCAGGAAAAGGCUACGUCCUCGUCGACUUUGACCCUGAGGGUAAUUACAUCUUUGCACUAAAAGACGACCCGCAGCUGAAACAGAAACUAGAUGAAAAGAAGUAUGUUAAAUAUUAUACAAUGCUGAACAACAGAAACAAACCAAAGCAAUAGUCAAGAAGUUGCAUUUUCUCGGCAAUUCAUCAAUAAUGAGCUCAUUUAUUUUUCUGUUCAUAGAGAGUUUUACAGAAAAUUUUAAUUUUCAAUUUAUUUUUCAGAUUUAACGUUGUUUUAAUUGAAUGACACUUGUAUGAAGCCAAAGGCACAGCGCUAAAGAUUUCUCAUAAUAUAAAGACCUAAAAUUGCCAUUGUUUAUUGAAAUAUGCAUACUACAGGUAUCAUUCCGAGCUCACUUCUAUGCAUUGAAGGAUGACCCAAGAUGAAAAGUGUGUCAAAUGUUUUGAUGAAAACGUUUUUCGAUGUCUUUUUGGAAUCUGACUAAAGUUGUCUUUAUGUAGGUAUAGUACCAUUAAGAUACACAUGAGCAGUAUCCGCCCCGUCCCAUCCCAUCCAUUUUCCGUGGCCGAUACUAUUUAGGAAUGUAUUAUUUAGAACCUACCUCGGAAAGGCAUACACAACUAAUACAUAACAUUUUACAUUCAUCAUACAGUAUGUUGAAGUAUGUUUUCUCCCUCUUUAUGUCCCUCUUUCUCUAAUGAAAGUGAUUUUAAUACUUUAACCUAGACGCCUCCAAAGACUUAGGAACAACAAAAGAGACAACAUACGCUAUUGUUGCACGGUUUGUGAUCAAAAGUGUAGUAUGAGCUGCUGUACCUAGACAUUAUCUUUAUUUAUUAAAAGAGAACUUAAUCAGCUUUUUACUUUAUCGUUGCUGUGAUGAUUGGAUAGUUCGAUACACUGCAUAAGGGGAUUAGUGAACACAGUGGAGUGAUUGUCUAAGGCACUGAAAUAUGGUGAUUGUUGUUAAGAAACAAAGGGAGACUAGUUGUAGACUUAUGCUGCUGGGCACGACGUUGUCUAAGAAUUUACUUGUUACAGUUUCAAGGGCCGAUGGAAACUUAUGAACCAUUCACUCCUGGAAUUACGUGUUUGUGUGUGUCUGUGUGUUUGUGUAUUGUAGGUUCCAUUCAACCGCGGACGCAUGAAAAGGGACUCAAUUUGUCACAUGAUAUCAGUAUACAACUAUAAAUAUUUUUCAGCGCAGACCUAUCAGAGAUAUACAGCAUAGAGUUAAAACUUGAGUCAUUCUGAAAAAAAAAAAAAGUAAUCGAAGUUUAGGAAUUAAUUUUGCACCAGGUCCUAUGGCCUGUCUGUGAGUCUGUCUCUGUCUCGUUGUCUCGGAAAGUAUAUGAAUCUUUUGUUAAAGAUAAAGGGCAUUUUUGUUUAACUGGUUAAGCAAAGAAAGUUUUGGUCCACUUCUUCUGUUUUAUCUCUAUAGCCUCUCUAUUUAUUUCUAAGAGAUGUUCUGCCUUAUUCUUUGAGAUUAAUCCAUGCUCCUUGUCUUAGUUUAGGUAUUGGGUAAAUAGGGGUCACCUGCUGUCUGUCCUUCCAGUAAACAGUAUUAAUCGUAGUUCCUAUAGAGCCAUCCAGCUUGGGUCAAAUGAAGAUGCGUAGCUUCCCAACUGAAUACCAGUGACAAAUUCCCUUUGGCUUGCAAGAACGCUAUUUUGUUAACAGUAACAGAACCUCGACAGUUUUGUCAACAAUAAUAGCUUUGCACUUCUUGGCUGCAUUAACGAUGACAGAUUUUGGUCGCUUUUGAUGACACGAUAGAUUUUCUUGAUAGUUUUCAACAAGUAUAGAUUUUCUGCACAGUGUUUGACCAGUAAUAACACAUUUUGUAUCAUACAAAGUUAUGAUCAUUUAGUUUUCUUUACUGGUAAGAGAUUGUCGUAAUUCAUUUAUUGCCUUUUAUCAACUAUCGUGUGAACAAAUUAAAAUGAGAUUAACUGCUUUGAAAAUCCAUUUCUGUUUUUCUGUGGAGGGAAACGCAUCACUCCUCACACUUGUAUACUCGCAUAGAACACCUGUUGAUGUUCCCUACAAUGAAUAUUAACUAACUUGAUGAAUAUACAUUUCAGUGACUCUUGGUCUGUGCGAAUCCUCUUCAAUUUUGACGAAAAAAAUGUUACCCUAGAUUGUUUAUUGAAUAGUGUAGUGAUUGUUGUACUCUCUCUCUCUCUCUCUCUCUCUCUCUCUCUCUCUCUCUCUCUCUCUCUCUCUCUCUCUCUCUCUCUCUCUCUCUCUCUCUCCUUUAUUUGCAUUUACAUAAGAUCAAAUUGUACUCUUCAGUGAAUAUAUUAUUUCCAGUGUAUUGUAGCUGUCUACCUCAAUAAUUUUCUGUGUUUCUAGACGAUCAAAUAUUCAUCUGCUCUUUGCUCUGAUAAUGUGUGCAUGGGUUCAUUUGAGAAAUAGCCGAUUUCCAUGAUUUGUGUGCCCCGUAUGGGGGCAGUGCCAACAGUGCACCGCAUGUAGGCAUUACUUAAGGUCCUUUGUAGCGUGCCUUCAGCCCCUUUCAUUCCUUUUACUGUACCUCCUUUCAUAUUCUCUUUCUUCCAUCUUACUCGCCACCCUCUCCUAACAGUCGAUUCAUAGUGCAAUUGCGGGGUUUUCCUCCUGUUACACCUUUCAAACCUUUCAUUGUUAAUUUCCGUUUCAGAUCUGAAUGACCUCAUAGGUCCCAGUGAUCCAUGAUUUGUAUGAUUUUUCUUAAUAAGAUUUGAUUGGACCUAAACAUAGCGCUAAGAUAUAGUUAUGAUUUGUCAGAUAGUAUUCUUGUGACGUGAUGCACAAAUAUGUUAAUGACCUUUGCUUAUUUCUGAUGAAACCGUGACCAAAAUUUUUUUUAUAUUCUAUCUUAUCUGUAGUACAUGAAAUCGUGUAAAGAAAUUUAUUUAACUUAAAAUGUCCAUGACGGUCAUUCUGUCUACUCGAGGAAUACUUUUGAUGACUCUGUAACGCCAUUUUUCAAAUUGUGUUUGAAUAAAAUAAUGAAAAUA